Molecule: messenger RNA, 1602 nt
Organism: Caenorhabditis remanei
Lineage: Eukaryota; Metazoa; Nematoda; Chromadorea; Rhabditida; Rhabditidae
Exons: 9
Coding region: 1-1602 (533 amino acids)
Biological process (GO): phosphate ion transmembrane transport
Cellular component (GO): membrane
Molecular function (GO): phosphate transmembrane transporter activity
Source: RefSeq, a predicted model, not a curated record
AUGAUUGCUCCCGUUCUCGUUGGAAUUGGAGCCGUCAUAGCAUUCAUUUUGGCGUUUGCUAUCGGUGCCAAUGACACCGCGAACUCGUUCGGAACUUCUGUUGGAAGCAAGGUUUUGACUCUUCAUCAAGCAUAUGUUUUGGCUAGCAUUUUCGAAACUCUUGGAGCUUGUCUUCUUGGUCAUCAAGUCACGGACACUAUGCGUAAAGGCGUGAUCCAUAUGUCUUUGCUCGGUACAAAUGAAAACGGUACCACUGUUAUGAGCAAUGACGAACUCGCCCAAACCAUCAUGUUGGGACAAAUCGCGAUCCUCGCCGGAUGCGGUGUGUGGAUGUUGUUGGCGACUGCAUUCAAGCUGCCCGUCUCUACAACUCACUCUAUUGUUGGAGCUACUAUCGGAUUUGCUCUCGUUGCUAAUGGAUCCCGCGUAAUCAUCUGGGAAAAAAUUUACAACAUCUUUGCUUCAUGGAUUGUCUCACCACUAUUAUCUGGAUUAAUGUCUGUUGUGAUCUACAGCUCCCUUGACCAUCUGGUUUUACGUCGGAAAGAACCAUUGCACAGUGGGAUUCGAGUCCUUCCUGUUCUCUACUUCCUCUGUUUUGCUUUCAACGUAUUCGCCAUCGUCUACAAAGGACCCUCAUUCCUGUACCUCAAUAAUCUCACUGUUGUCGAAUGUCUCAUUAUUUCGGGUGUCUUCGGAUUGGUCGUUGCUCUCGUUUUCGCAUUUUUCCUGGCUCCGUAUCUCAAGGAUCACAUCUUGAGCAAAGAACUUCUUGAAAUAACCGGAAAACAGCGACAUGGACAUCAUCACGACAAGAAUGGUUCGAAACGGAAGGAUAUUGAAUUGGAAGAAGGAAACGGAAAGUGCCUCGAAAUGACUAUCAACGAAGACCAUCAGAAAGUUGCUCUUCUCGAUCAACCAACUAUCGUUGUAAGCACCUGCCCUGCCAAUGGAGAAUCAACUUCUUCUUUCACUAAUCCAAAGAACACAAUCCGACCAUCGUCAUCUCUCGCUUCGUUCUUCCGUUCCUGCAAACCAGAAGAUCCACAAGCAUCGCGCCUUUUCUCACUUCUUCAAGUGAUGACUGCCUGCUUCGGAGGUUUCGCUCACGGAGGAAACGAUGUCAGCAAUGCAAUCGCACCACUAGUCUCACUCGUUUUGAUUGCGAGUACUGGACUAGAAGAUUCUGUAAAGAUGUCAACUCCAUGGUACCUUCUUCUUUAUGGAUCCGCCGGAAUGUGCCUUGGUCUCUGGAUUCUUGGACAUCGUGUCAUUUACACUGUCGGAGAAAACAUCACCAAAAUUACACCUGCUUCUGGAUUUGCUGUGGAGUUUGGAGCUGCCGUUACUGUCUUGAUUGCAUCGAAACUUGGUCUCCCAAUUUCUUCCACUCAGUGCAAGGUAGGAUCGGUUGUUGCAGUCGGUUUGCUCCAAUCCAAACAUCAAGUACACUGGGGAGUAUUCCGAAACAUCUCGCUCUCAUGGAUAGUCACUCUUCCUGUUGCUGGUCUUCUCUCCGGUGGAACCAUGGUAAUUCUUCAACUGCUUACGUUCGGAACAAGCGGUCAACCUGAAAAUUCGCCACUUCGUAGUUUCUUCUAA